AGGCCGGUCGUGUUUCAGGCCGUGGGCCUCGCAUCAGAGCAGUGUGUGGUGUCGGCGGCGGAGGUCAUGGCCCAUGGCUGGACACGCGCCAGGGAGCAGGGCAAGGUCACAGAGGAGACCCUGAAGACCGUCCCGCAUCUCGACGACAGGGCCUUGGCGGCCCUGCCUUUCGAGGCCUGCGGGCACACGGCGUGGGACAAGCUGCCCGCGAUCGGCGCGGGGGGUGCGCAGGUGCAGGGCCCGCCGAGCUCGCACGACCUCGGCGCCGGAGGGAGGCGGAGCAGCACCGUGAGCUCGACGGCGAGCACCGCGUGCUCUCUUGGCAGCCAGUUCCGCGAGCACCGCAAGGAGGGGCAACGCUACGAGCUCGUGGCCGCCCGCCGUCGCGUCAACCGCCAGCGGCUCCUCGGGGCCGACGGCGCCUUCGUUGGGGAGUGCGCGAGCGGCUUCUGCGGCACCGACUGCACGAGGUGCGCGGCAAGGAGGCGGGAGUAGGCGGCCAGGGCCGUCGCGGGGGUCCGACGGCGCAGCAUGCUGCGCUCGCGCUCCGCGUUGGCAUCGUCGGCGGUGCGGUCUUGUCUUGCUGCGCCUCCUCCUCUUCCUCCUGCUCCUCUUUACUAUCGUUGUCGUCCUCUCCCUCUUUCCACCGUUUCGCUGCCGCGGUCGCUUGGACUGCUCGCCCCCUCUUCCGUCCGUGUUCUGCCCCUCGGUCCGACCACUUCUUCUUCGAGCUCGGGACCUCUGCUCCUUAUACUGGUGUCUUGUGAGUCAUGCGACGCGCGCUUACCAUAUAGCUUGCACAACCAAUGACACUACCUGCGUUGCAUCUUCAAUACCAUUCUGGACCAGCCCCUCGUGUCACUGACUUUGAACGCCGCAGGGGGUUGUUUUUUUGUAAGCGUCUUGACGGCGCCUGCCAUGACAGUGGUCGGCCGCCCGCAUCCUUUACGAUUGAAUCAUGACACACGGCAUCGGCUAUGACGCUCGUCGAAAGCCUUCAUGCAGGAGUGCACGGCACCCGGCAUGAUGCUCUUCGGGCGACCGCGCCGUGUGCUGCCAGCCUCCUUGGAGCUUCCUUUUCAAGCCAGACGGGGGGAAUUCGUCUUGCCCGGCUGCCUUGGUCUUGCCUGGCCCGGCCGGCCGCAAACGGUUGCUCUGCACUGUUCGCCAAAUGAGGUGGG
Prorocentrum cordatum is the source of this 1181-nucleotide messenger RNA. Lineage: Eukaryota; Dinophyceae; Prorocentrales; Prorocentraceae. The record is from the annotation of a GenBank genome assembly.